This is a messenger RNA of Lepisosteus oculatus (spotted gar), 2128 nucleotides long. It is a transcript of the gene maptb, whose product is annotated as microtubule-associated protein tau b. Gene Ontology annotation, cellular component: neuron projection. The record is from RefSeq and is a predicted model, not a curated record. Gene Ontology annotation, molecular function: microtubule binding. NCBI's taxonomy places the organism in Eukaryota, Metazoa, Chordata, Actinopteri, Semionotiformes, Lepisosteidae. Gene Ontology annotation, biological process: neuron projection development; microtubule cytoskeleton organization.
ACGCGGCUUUGCAGCGGGGCCACUGUCAGCUGUCUAGGUUGGGUAAUUUUGUCACGAUUUAAAACCGGCGUUCGUGCCUGUCAUGUCAGUAUGAUAUUUUUCCGUUGGGUGGGAGAGGUUGGGCCUGUGUAGCUCUAUGCAUGACAGCUUACACCAGCACGAACUGGGAAAUUUCACAUGCUCCUCUGGAAAAUAAAGCCUGAACUUGUGUCACUAUGGCUCAGCAGCAACAAGACUUCACAAUGAACUCCUCUGUCCCCGAGGCCCAGGCGGUGCAGUACAGCUCUGGGGACACCAUGGCGACGGCCUCUGACCUGGACACGAAAGACUCCCUGCACCAGGAAGUGAAGGAGAACGGGAUGCCAGCGGCCGUGCACGUGGUCCCUGGGGAUGGUCCGAUGAAAGUGGAGAGCCAGGAGCCUGCUGCUGAUGAGAUGCCCGAGGAGCCAGUGUCUGGGGCCUCCCACGCUGAGAGCGCCUCCUCUGGUGAGGAGGUGCAACAGGAUGCGACGGCUCCAUCAACAGAAGGCGCGCUGGUAGCGGAGGAUCACGAGAACGUACCGGAGGAAACAGCACCAGGAGGAACCAGCAGUUCUGGAGUGCCCCCUGUCCCAGCGACUGGACAAGCUAAAGCAAAGGCUGAAGCUGAAAAAGAACACACUCCUGCUGAUGUAAAAGUGAAGACCCCCCAAACAUCUGCCACCAAAGUUAGACCCACUUCCACCCCAAAACGACCCUCCUCAGUCACCACCGCCCCCCCGAAAAAAACCGCUCCCGGCCCGACGUCCUCCACUGCGGCCUCCCCCGCUAGCAGACUCGGCUCGGUGACCAGUAAGCCCGGGGCAGGACCCCGCGAUGCCAAGCCGCGGGGUGCCGAAGCAAAGGGUGCAGUGAGGAGCCCGGCCUCCAAGGCUGCAGGGGGCGCUAGAUCUCAGGCUCCCGGGUCCAAAAUCCCAGCGAAAACCCCCACUUCUGGAGCCCUGGCAGGCAUGCCUGCAGCUUCUUCUGAAUCCCCGAAGACCCCCGAGCGCAGUGGCUACAGCAGUCCCAGCACCCCCAAAUCCCCCGGCAGCCGCUCCCACACGCCGGGCCAGGCGUCCGCGUCCGCCGCCAAAGAGGCGAAGAAGGUGGCGGUGGUGCGCACUCCGCCCAAGUCCCCGGCCUCCGUCAAGAACCGCGCGCCUGUCCCGCUGGCCCCGAUGCCCGACCUCAAGAACGUGAGGUCCAAGAUCGGCUCGAUCGACAACAUCAAGCACAUGCCUGGGGGCGGAAAGGUACAAAUUAUUAAUAAGAAGAUGGACCUUACUAGUGUUCAGUCUAGGUGUGGCUCCAAAGACAAUAUCAAGCAUAUCCCAGGAGGGGGCACUGUCCAAAUCGUUCACAAAAAGAUUGACCUGAGCAACGUCACAUCAAAGUGUGGAUCCAAGGACAACAUUCGUCACAAACCAGCUGCCCUCACUCUGCAAGGGGGGUCUCAGCCUCCUCGUCCUCUGGCCAGGAGGUCAGCCCUCAGCCAAGCGGGAGGGGGCAAUGUGGAGAUCAAAUCGGAGAAAAUGGAUUUCAAGGUCCAGUCGAAGAUUGGGUCUCUGGGCAACAUCGGCCACGUUCCUGGAGGUGGUAACAAGAAGAUUGAGAGUCACAAACUGACCUUCCGCGAGCAGGCCAAAGCCCGCACAGACCACGGCGCGGAGAUCGUCUACAAGUCCCCCACGGUCUCCACAGACGGCUCGCCCCGCCGCCUCAGCAACGUCUCCUCCACCGGCAGCAUCAACAUGAUGGACUCGCUGCAGCUCGCCACGCUAGCCGACGAGGUCUCUGCGUCCCUGGCCAAGCAAGGCUUGUGAUUUCUCUCCCGGGCUCGCCCUCCCCCCAGCAAGGCUCCAGCCCGAGGAUCCCCAGGAAAAAGACCCCCCCCCCCCCACCUUCCCUCCUUCCUUUACCACAACCCCUCGCAGGAGUUUUUCUAACUGGUUACCAGAGCAGCCUGUCUCUAACCUCCCUUUUUGCAGACCAGUUUUUUGGGGCAUGACAUGUAGACCCAGAUCCAAAAUAGAGUACAGUGCCGUCAUUCGAAGAAGAAAAAAAAAUCCGAUUUAGUGCAGAUCCCUUUAUGGAGAUGUUUGCAUUU